AGCGACCCUGGCCGGGCCCGCGGCGCGCGCAGCUGAAGGAGGCUAAGUUUGGAGGCUGCGACCCCGCCGGUGAGCGCAGCACCCUCCAGCCUUGCAGAAGCAGCCACCAUGCCAGUCUCUAAGUGCCUGAAAAGGUCGGAGCCCCUGUGGAAGGGGUGGGACAGGAAGGCCCAGAAGAACGGCCUGCGGCACCAGGUGUACGCUGUGAACGGCGACUACUAUGUGGGCGAGUGGAAGGACAACGUGAAACACGGGAAAGGAACACAAGUCUGGAAGAAGAACGGAGCCAUCUAUGAAGGGGACUGGAAGUUUGGGAAGCGAGAUGGCUAUGGCACCCUCAGCCUUCCUGAUCAACAGACAGGAAAGUACAGGAGAGUCUACUCAGGCUGGUGGAAAGGUGAUAAGAAAUCGGGUUAUGGGAUCCAGUUUUUCGGACCCAAGGAGUAUUAUGAGGGUGAGUGGUGUGGCAGCCAGCGCAGCGGGUGGGGCCGCAUGUACUACAGCAACGGUGACAUCUACGAGGGACAGUGGGAGAACGACAAGCCACACGGGGAGGGCAUGCUGCGCCUAAAGAAUGGGAACCGCUACGAGGGCUGCUGGGAGAGGGGCAUGAAGAACGGACCCGGGCGUUUCUUCCAUCUGGACCACGGACAGCUGUUUGAAGGCUUCUGGGUGGACAAUAUGCCCAAGUGCGGGACGAUGAUCGACUUUGGCCGUGACGAGGCCCCUGAGCCCACUCAGUUCCCCAUUCCUGAGGUCAAAAUCCUAGACCCUGAUGGUGUGCUGGCAGAAGCCUUGGCCAUGUUCAGGAAGACAGAGGAAGAAGGAGAUUGAUGCCAGGUGAGGGAGAACACCAGCGCUUCAGGAGAAAUUCAAAUCCGUGUCACCCAGUCGCUCAGAUCAGUGCAGCUCUGGCUGG
Cebus imitator (Panamanian white-faced capuchin) is the source of this 919-nucleotide messenger RNA. RefSeq names its product MORN repeat containing 3 (gene MORN3). The record is from RefSeq and is a predicted model, not a curated record. NCBI's taxonomy places the organism in Eukaryota, Metazoa, Chordata, Mammalia, Primates, Cebidae. The transcript is spliced from 7 exons. Bases 109 to 834 code for a protein of 241 amino acids.